AUGACCAGGGAUUCGUUAUUACCAUUCAGAAAGCUCCUGCGAACCGGACAGACGUUAGGUUCGCACAGGAGAUUAUCGGAGCACUGCGUGAUAGAGAGAGAACUGGGCCCUGAUUCCGAUGAAUGUGUCAUCACGAGGCGCAACGGCGAGAAGUUCAGGUGUCCCGGAUUGGAUCUGGAUGAGGAUGAGAGGAAUCCGUUUGCGAACAGUGACGGGUUCUUCCCGCUCCUUGCCACUCUUCUCGGCUAUCCUUUUCCUACGAUUGCUCUUCUCACAGGAAAUAUCUUUGGCGGCGUGUGCGCCUUCUCAUUGGCUCACAACUAUCGGAUUGAAUCGGGUACCUGGAUCAAGCCCCAUCCGCAGGUUGUUGCCCGAAAGAUGCGCCUAGAGGCUCACCGCUGGACCGGAAAAGAGGCGCUGAAGGACGGAAUCGUCGACGAGAUUGCGGAGCCGACUGAGAUGCUGAAUGCAGCGUUGAGGACGGUGAACCAGAUUCAGUGAAGGGCGGAAAUGGGCGUGUACUCGCUGGUGAGUGAUAGUCUGUGAGGUGAGGCAGCCGAGAAGAUCAGGAGCAUCUUCUAUGUCCACGGACGUAUGGUGACUGCGCCUGCGAAAGCGAAGAUUGGGGAUUCAAUGGAUGCAUCCAAAGAGCGUGUGUGUCGUGACAAGGAUGCGGCAUGUUUCCUGGAAGCAUGUCAUGGACAACUUCGAAAGUAUCCGCGACCCAGCUGGAUGGUCUGAGAGCAGGUAGGGUGUACGCAAACGUCCGGGCCAGAUCUUCAUGUUGUGUAAGCGGCGAAGGCUCAACAAAUCCAUAUGUUGCUACCAGUCCAUGCCGCUCACAAUAUAGAUAUCAGGACGCAUAUCUCUCCCUUAGAACUCAGUACAUCACACAUUCUUCUCCCACUUCUGAACAAUGGAGAUCGGCC
Messenger RNA from Westerdykella ornata, 929 nucleotides. RefSeq lists its product as uncharacterized. Bases 1 to 501 code for a protein of 166 amino acids. Gene Ontology annotation, biological process: fatty acid beta-oxidation. The transcript is spliced from 3 exons. Gene Ontology annotation, molecular function: delta(3)-delta(2)-enoyl-CoA isomerase activity; enoyl-CoA hydratase activity. The record is from RefSeq and is a predicted model, not a curated record. NCBI's taxonomy places the organism in Eukaryota, Fungi, Ascomycota, Dothideomycetes, Pleosporales, Sporormiaceae. Gene Ontology annotation, cellular component: peroxisome.